CCUUCUCAAUAUAAGAACAAUUCACUCCAAGCCAUGGAGGACUUUUGCAAAUGUAUGGACCAGUGGGCUGAUGGUGAAGGAGACCCUCGUCGACAUGCCUUUAAUCUUGGACAAUUACUCCUAAAAGCAAAUCCAAAUUCUAGGAGCAGAGAUGGAUCCACUCGUGGUAUAUUUAUUAUCGGUGACCAAAGUUCAGCUAAAUCUACCACCGUAAACAGUAUUAUCAAACAAGUUGCGCUACAAAUGGGUAAUAAUACUGUCACUAAAGUCAGAACAUGGAUUGAACAUCGGUACGAUCCGGAUUUAGAGCAUGCAGAGUACGACUUACUAAUACAAAGAAAAAGAGGAAGUGAACCACUCCUUCAUGGUGGUACUCUACAGGAACUAACCGAAAAGUUCACUCGAAUAAAUAAUAAUAUGGAUGAUACGGUGGAAGCUCGAAUUAUCAUUCAUUCCGACAUUCCGUCAUUUGCAAUAGAUUGUUGUGAUAAUCCGGGGCUUACGCCAAUAAAUGAAAGAACGCAAACGAUCACCGACAAUAUUACACGCCAUACGCUGGAAAGGGUUUUGGAACGUCAAAAAUCAAACAAUGAUAGCAUCGUGGUGUUAUGUGUUUCGUCACUGUUCUUUGAAAAUGCAUCUUGGCCACGUCAUAUGGAUUUAAUUGAACAAAUUAAUGGCAAUAAUUUGAUUGUUCUUGUAACAAGGAUGGAUCAACUCAACAUUGGCAACGUUGCUCAGGAGAUUCGAGACGAUGAAGAUAGCAAUUCUGAAGAUAACCACUCUGAGCUUCUUCGCUGCAGCCCUUGGGACAUCCUCAUGCAUAUUCGCUCAAAGAUUGAACGUCAAACUGGUUCCCGUUCCUUUCCAAAUGGCGUGCAGUUUCAUUUUGCGGCAUCCAGUAGUGUCCGUUGGGAUGUUUUAACAGGGCCUGAUGGGUGGGAUGCGUUUGUAAAAUCAGAAGCAGAUAACGAUAAAAAAAUGCGUGAAAUUCUCGGUGUAUGCGACAAUGAAACGAAGUACCUGCAUAAUGAACAAGCAUGGCGUGAACAUGGUAUUGAAUUGAUUCCAAUGGAUCUGAAACAACAAUCAGACUUCAAUGACUGUGUCGGGAUGGCAAAACUAGAGGAAAAAUUACUCCAAACGUUGCAUGUUCAUAUUAUAAAAGCUGCUGAAGAACUUAUGGAUUAUACUUCUGAUUGGAAGAGAGAUGCAAAAAUGAGCCUAGAUAAUGUAACAAAGCGUAUGAAACUUCCUGAUGAUCGAGCAGAAUUGAUCUCUGAGUUUUGCAAACAGUUUAUAUUAGUUUAUCAGACCCUUUUUGCUUCGCCAUUGUAUUCACCAACAAUUAACGCUGACCCUUGGUUGAAAGAAUUUGGAGAAGCAAUCAAGAAGGGACAAGAAAAUAGUGUAGGAUACGGGUGGACAUCUAAGGAUAUGUGGGAAAUCUUUGAAAACCUUAAAGACAGCGAUGGAUACGCUGAGUUUCCACCCCAAGAGUUUUGUGACACAAGCUUUAAUUCCUACAUGGAAGAUAUUGAUAAAUACGUAAAACCUGCUAACGAUUGUUUAUAUACAGCACAAAUGUUAUUACAACGACUAACACAGGAAUAUACCAUGCGAUCCACUUUGAUUCAUUUACGUGAUCUUGAUGUCAGAACAUUUAUUCCACGUCAAGUACAAUUGAGAACAUCAACCCAAUUGAGUUUCGGUCAAGCUGUCGAUCAAAAGAUCAGCGAAGACUACAACCAGAUUUUUCAUAAGCAUGAAAAAAGGAAUUCUGGCGGUCAUCGUUCACAUGAGAUACAUGGAGGUAACCAAUGGGUAUCUGUACUUGGAGCUUUGUGUCUAUUACUGCAUGCGGAAUAUACUAUUCGUAUUAUGCGCGAUACUCGAUUCUCUUCUUUGUUGCAAGCACAAAGUGACGAUCCAAUGCAUGGUAUUCUUGUUUCUAAGUUUGAACGAUACUGGAGGUUGAGAAAAGAAAAUUUAAUGAGGAAAGAAAACUUUAUGGACCAGCAGCGUGAACACAGUGCAGAAAGUCAAAUUGCGACAAUUAUGAAGAAUAUUAGAGAAAAAUCAAAUUCUAAAAGAUUUUCUUCAAAUAAGAAUAAAGUAUCACCAAUCGAAGAUCUGCAUUUAAAUAUGGAUAAAGAUUCUUUUCAGCUUUUUGAAGUAGAUUUUUGA
Racocetra persica is the source of this 2187-nucleotide messenger RNA. NCBI's taxonomy places the organism in Eukaryota, Fungi, Glomeromycota, Glomeromycetes, Diversisporales, Gigasporaceae. The record is from the annotation of a GenBank genome assembly.